AGUAUUUAUUUAUACUCUUGCCAUUUGAAAUCUUUUUAAUUUGCAAGUUGGAAUUUCUCAGCGAAAAACCCCUUGAAGCCAUCGACAGUUUCAGUUUAUACUGCUCAUCCUCAUGGAGCAAACAGAAGACUCGUAGAACAACAAGAAGAAGAAAUGAGCGAAUUCAAACAACUACACUGACAAACAUCCUUUGAGAAAAUGCCCAAACCAUCGAAUUUCAAAUUCAUACGAAUAAUCAAUGAGGCAUCAAUUACCUGCAUCAUCUCCCCCAAUAAUCACCCUUUUGAAAUCCUGCAACACUCUUCGAUGCUUCGAGCAAAUCCACGUUCAAAUCAUUCGAAAGGGUCUUGAACAAGACAAUUACUUGAUUUCCAACUUCGUUUCACGCUGCUGUACAUCUUUCUCUCUCCUCCGCUAUGCAACCAGUGUGUUCGACUCUGUAUCAUGCGCCAACACUUGUCUUUGGAACUCCCUGUUAAAGGGUCACUGUAAUUACUCUUCUUUGUCAUCUUCUCUUUCUGUGUUUUCCGCCAUGAGAGCUUCUUCUGAAGGUGCUCCAGAUAAGUACACUUUCCCGCCAUUAAUGAAGUGUUGUUCGAAUGAAUUGGAUGCUUUUGUUGGGGUUGGGAUUCAUGGGUUGUUGAUUAAAUAUGGGGUUCAGGAUGAUAUGUAUGUGGGUUCGAGUUUGGUUGAUUUAUAUGGGAAAUGUAGGUUAAUUGGGGAUGCCCAGAAAGUGUUUGAUGAAAUGUCUGUGAGAAAUGUGGUUUCUUGGACUAGUUUGCUUGUUGGGUAUGUUAAUUCUGAGGAUUUGGUUGAUUCACGGAGAGUGUUUGAUGUAAUGCCCAAGAGAAAUCAGGUUUCGUGGAAUGCUAUGAUUAGUGGAUAUGUAAAACUCGGACAGUUAGAUAGCGCUAGGAAGCUGUUUGAUGAAUUGCCUUUCAAGAAUGUGGUUUCGUACACGAUGAUGAUUGAUGGGUAUGCUAAAUCCGGCGACAUGUCCUCCGCGAACUUCUUCUUUGAGCAGUGCUUAGUAAAGGAUCUUGUCCUAUGGUCAGCUUUGAUAUCAGGGUAUGCACAGAAUGGGCUUCCUUACGAGGCUGUGAAGGCUUUUCUAGCGAUGAAGUUGAGCAAUACUAGGCCAGAUGAACAUAUAAUGGUGAGUGUAAUGUCCGCUUGUGCUCAAGUAGGGAAUUUGAAACUUGCUAAUGAGAUUGAUUCAUACAUGAACCAAAGCUUGUUUGAUCUCCAACGUACGCAUGUUGUUGCAGCAUUAGUAGAUAUGAAUGCUAAAUGUGGUAACAUGGACAGAGCAAGGAGUUUGUUUGAUAAUAUGCCUAAACGGGAUUUAGUCUCAUACUGCUCCAUGAUUCAAGGCCAUGCUCUUCAUGGUCAAGGAGCAGAGGCUGUUAAUUUAUUCUAUAACAUGCUUUCUGAAGGGAUAACGCCUGAUGAUGUGGCCUUCACUGUCAUCCUGACAGCCUGCAGCCAUGCGGCACUGGUAGAGGAAGGUUACUGCUUAUUUGAUAUGAUGAGUAAAUAUUCAAUUAACCCCUUGCCUGACCAUUAUGCAUGCAUGAUUGAUCUUCUAGGUCGAUCUGGCCACUUAGGAGCAGCCUAUGAUCUUCUUAAGUCAUUACCAAUUGAGGCCCAUGCUGAAUGUUGGGGAGCACUUCUUGGGGCAUGUAGAUUGCAUUGUGAUACUGAGCUGGCCGAAGUAGUAGCCAAUCGACUAGUUGAACUUGAGCCUCAUAAUGCAGGAAAUUUUGUUUUGUUAUCUAAUGUCUAUGCAGCAGCAGAUCGUUGGUUGGAUGUUUCUAAUGUAAGGAACCAAAUGGUUGAUCGGGGACUAACUAAAAUUCUUGGUCUUAGUUGGGUUUAGGGUCAAAAGGUUAUUGGUAAGCUGGGUACUUCUUAGACCUUGUCCACAGCAGGAGACAUUCCCUAGUUGGAUUUUUGCAACAUUAUAUAAUACAGUACCCUAGUUUUUCAUCAAAGUUUUUGCUGUCAUAUCGAAGUCCACUAGUUGCUGACUGAAAGGAUUUUUGCUCCCUUUUUUAAAUGAACAUGUGUGGUUAUGCACAAAGUGCCUCUCCUAGGCAUAGGACUGGGUAUGUUGAUACUCUGUAGCCCAUGACAGGUAACCUUUGUCACCUGUUGUUUUGGAGCAUUAGUCCUGCUGUGUGGAAGACAUUCUGGAACUUGCAUGUGAGUCUAAGAGACAGUUGCAAAGUAUGUACUAUCAUGUGCCAAGAUACCGACAUUCUGAAAAUCAGAAGGAACCUGCCAGAUUUUAAAGAAUACAUGGUGCUUGCAGAAUCUGCUAUGUUGCUUCAGAUAAUGUAGAGGUGAAUGGCUUCAGUGUUCUAUUCCAGCAGAUUGAAAACUGAGUGUAUAAUGUCAUACCCUCGAAGACUAAAAUCUGAAACAUCAACAGCUUACCAACUCAGGGUCAGCCAUGGAUUUCACACUUUUGUGUAGUUAUUAAGUGUAUAGGAUUGUUAUUGAGUGAAAAAUUAUUUUCCUUGUGCAACUAUGCUACGGAAUAAGAUAUGGGUAGGCUUGAAUAGGUAGAAGAGAACGUAUUGGGCGCACCUAAGAGUAUAACUAACGCGAAUUUAGGAGACAAGGAAUUCACCAUCUAUACAUCUCUAAAUUGUCAUUACAUCACCUGAGUGCACCUAUUCAACGAGCACAUUUUAUGAUUCGCCUUAUAAAGAGCGAGCUUCAGU
Molecule: messenger RNA, 2729 nt
Organism: Chenopodium quinoa (quinoa)
Lineage: Eukaryota; Viridiplantae; Streptophyta; Magnoliopsida; Caryophyllales; Amaranthaceae
Product: putative pentatricopeptide repeat-containing protein At5g37570
Exons: 2
Coding region: 239-1879 (546 amino acids)
Biological process (GO): RNA modification
Molecular function (GO): protein binding; RNA binding
Source: RefSeq, a predicted model, not a curated record